This is a messenger RNA of Arabidopsis thaliana (thale cress), 2784 nucleotides long. RefSeq names its product embryo defective protein. The coding region runs from base 1 to 2784 and encodes 927 amino acids. NCBI's taxonomy places the organism in Eukaryota, Viridiplantae, Streptophyta, Magnoliopsida, Brassicales, Brassicaceae. The transcript has 12 exons. The record is from RefSeq and is marked reviewed.
AUGGCGGAGACGAAGGCCAAGAGACUACUUAAAGUGGAAAUCAGAUUCAGCUUUCUCGUCCCAAUUCGAUUCACUAACAAGAGUGAUGAUUCCGAGGGAUUGAAAGAUAGGGUUGCUCACGAUUCGAAUUUGCUGAAUGAGCUCGAAGAUUGGAAAGUAGAGGUUAAUGAAGACGAGAUCUUGAGUAGAAGAAGAAGAUCAGGUCUUGGGGAUUUGGAAUUAGUAAUGUUUUCUCAGCUUGUCAAAAUAUAUCUCAACUAUCAUGAACAGCGUGAAGCAUUGUUUUCUGGAAAAGCUGCAUCUGUACCUCCUGUGAAAUAUGAAGAACAGGGUAUUGUGGUUGAUGAAGACGAGGUCUUGAGUAGAAGAAGAUCAGGUCUUGAUGAUUUGGAAUCAGUGAGUUCUAAGCUUGUAUAUGCGAAGAAAUUAGCUGAACAAAUGGAGAAUGGGGAAUAUGUGACCCAUAAGGAUACUUCUCUUCUCAAGUUCGUUUCUUCUUCUUCUUCUUCUUCAGAGGAAGAGUUUCGUUUCGUUAGCUCAAUCCAAAACGCAAUUCUUCGUCUUGACUUAAUUCCAAAGUUGCCGGCGAUUGGAAGAGCUAGUAAUGAGGUUGAGUGUACAGAGUUGGAGAAGGAGAUGAUGAGGAGAAAGAUGAAAGCUUGGGAGGAAAGGGAUAUGUCGGAGAAAGGUACCGUGGAAGUUUUGCACAAGGAGGGCUUGGAAAAGCCAUUGAUGUCAUUUGAGAAGCCUAAGUUUGAUCGGAAUGAACUUAUGAGUAGCAUAUCUAAAGUUAAGGGUUCAGAGAAGAAACUGGAACUCGUGAAUUCUUCUCAUGUUGAGCUGGACUUUGAUGAUAAGAUCCAUGAAAUCAAAGUAAUGGCUAGGCGAGCACGGGAGAUAGAAGCUGGCAUAGAACUUAAUGAAAAGGAGAAGCGCGAUGUGAACAAAGAAACAGGCGACAGUGAUGAAGAUAUAAGCAUUCAGUCACAGAAGAGUCUUCCACAUGACGGUUUGACACACAGUGAAGGUGAUGAUGAUAAAGAUGAACGCUUGGGAACUUCGACUGACAGUGAGAACACUGAACUUUCUGCUUUUGCUGUUCCGAUGUUGAAUGGGGCUAUGGUAGAUUCAGGUUUUCCGAAUCAUGAAAUGGCAGCAUCUGACAAAAAAAAGGUGAGUAAUGUGGUACCACUAGUUCCUACAGACGGAGUCAUCCAAGCUUCUGAUGUCACUAAGGAUCAGUUAAGUAUGAUGAAGAAUAGCACUGGUCGAAAGUCACGGGUCAUACGGUCUGUAAAAGAGGCUAAAGAGUUCCUUUCAAGAAGAAGUGGUGAGAAAGAGCUUACUCAGGAACUUUCUCAGAUGGCCCAAGACAGUGAUGAAAUCUUCCCAAAACAGAGCGACGAAGAGCGUGGUGUAGCUAGAAAACACAAAUUGGUUGACAAAAAUAAAAUCCUUGAAACUGGGACUGCAGUUAAGGGAUCGAGUUCAAAUAAAAGAGAAGAGCUCAAAUCAGCCAAAAGCUCUUCUGGUGGUACUGAACAUAUAGAGAAGGAAGAACCAUCAGGAAAGGAGAAUUGGAUAGAGAAAACUACCAUGAAUUUGAGCCUAGAAACUCAGGAGCCUGGUACGAUUGCUGAUAUUGCAGAACUUUACCGUAGUGAAUAUAAUGAUGAGCUUGAGUGGAUGAAGGACGAAAAGCUAAGAGACAUUGUCUUCUGUGUUCGAGAUAAUGAGCUGGCUGAUGGCGUCAGUGUGUAUGAUCCACUAGAAAAGAUCAUACCGAGAUGGAAAGGGCCUUCGCUUGAUAAGAACCCCGAGUUUCUCAAUAACUAUCAUGAACAGCGUGAAGCACUGUUUUCUGGAAAAGCUGCAUCUGUAUCUCCUGUGAAAUAUGAAGAACAGAGCUCUCAUCAGGAAUUAUCAGAGUCUGCUUCCUCUGAGAACACUCUCACCCCUUCAUCAGAAAUUACCUCAAGCCAGCCAAAGAUUGUUGUAGAAGGAAGUGAUGGAUCUGUUAGACCUGGUAAAAAAUCAGGAAAGGAGUACUGGCAGCACACGAAGAAGUGGUCACGUGGGUUCCUUGAGUUGUACAAUGCAGAGACUGAUCCAGAAGUGAAAGCUGUUAUGAGAGACAUGGGAAAAGACUUAGACCGAUGGAUUACAGAAGACGAAAUCAAAGACGCAGCUGAUAUAAUGGAAAAGCUGCCAGAGAGGAACAAGAAGUUCAUGGAAAAGAAACUCAACAAACUCAAGAGAGAGAUGGAGUUGUUUGUUCGAGCAGGCACUUAUGCAAGAGAUGCUGACUGUUUGUUUUUAACCGAAAAGAGCUUAUUGAUGUUAUCAGUGCUGUUUAAAGUGUAUGGGGCUAUGGUAGAUUCUGGUUUUCCGGAGCAUGAAAUCGCAGCAUCCGACAAAGAAAAGGUGAGUAAUUUGGUACCACUAGUUCCUACACACGGAAUCAUCCAAUCUUCUGAAGCAGAGUAUUGUGGUAUUUGUUCAAAUCCCAUUUUCACUGUCUAUCUGGAUUCUGUUGGAAAUGUGGCGAAAGUAGAGGUUGAUGAAGACGAGGUCUUGAGUAGAAGAUCAGGUCUUGAUGAUUUGGAAUUAGUGAGUUCUAGGCUGCAGAAGGUUUUGGAAGAUCAGAUUUCAGGAUCAGACAAACUUGUACAAUUACAAGCCAAAUUUAAGAAUGCACUUGAGGAAGCAGUUUUAGCAGAAAAUGGGGUCGAGAAUAAUUGUAGAGAUGCUGAAAUCAGCUGCCCAGAUUCCUCUGCGCCUUAA